Molecule: messenger RNA, 904 nt
Organism: Aspergillus sclerotioniger CBS 115572
Lineage: Eukaryota; Fungi; Ascomycota; Eurotiomycetes; Eurotiales; Aspergillaceae
Exons: 3
Coding region: 1-798 (265 amino acids)
Source: RefSeq, a predicted model, not a curated record
AUGCCUGUUACUGAGUCCCCCAAACGCCAGGAGCUCCGGGCGGUGCUGCGUGCAGUCACGAACCAUGUUGCAAGUCUCGAGGCGCAUGAAUACGACUCGAAUCAACUGGAGAAGCACAAGAUCCAACUUCUGCCCAUGGAUCUCAACGAUUCCAAACCCACCUUCUUUACCCCAUGUCUUUCAUCCCUGCUGCUGAAUCCGGACGAGGACUAUGAACAGGAAAGGCCGCCCGGGUAUUAUGACUUUGAUUCCAUUGAUCCGAUUUCCCGAAGACCAAUCGACUGUGCGCGCAAUAUGAUCAAUUAUUUUUCCUAUUAUGUUUUUGCCUGCGCUUGUCAUAGCAAGGACAAAAUCCUCGAUCGGGUGUGGUCGGGCAAAAACAGUAUUGGCGACGUGCCUUUUGUAGGCCUGAUCGAGUACAACUUUCCCGAGUACGCAUGUUUGCAUGCGAUUCAAGUCAAGGAGGGUUCAUACCCGCACCUCAAGGCUCUUCUUUAUAACGACCUGAAUGCUACGGACGGGAAAAUCCUCCGAGGAGAGAUCAUGAUUGCUCUGCGCCUUAUAAUCGCGCAAAUGAGACGAUCUCGCUUCCUCCAACAUAUGACUACUCCGGUCCUCCUAUUCUCUUUCAUGGGACCCCAGCAGGCUCGGCUGAUCGAAGCAUAUUUCAACGGUAGCUCCUUGGUGAUGCGGACGACGAGGCUUUUUGACUUGCGCAAGAAGGACGAGGAGUUGGUCAAGACUUUGGGGCAGUGGUAUUUUGGGGAUCCGGUGGGGGAUACAAAAUCUCCUUGGUAGACCUUCAGCUUUCUCUACCACUGUGAUCUGUGGUUAUGAUGGAGGUAAUGGAACUGGGUAAUCGAAUAUGGUUUGUUUCUUGGUGUUCAGGUUGGUUGGCCGGGUG